CAAUAUUCGGGGUAAAAAAAAAAUUAAAGGCUAAAAAGCUGGCCACGGGAGUAGUAUUCAGUAUUCAGUAUUCAGUAAGUAAUGAGGUUCCAGGUGGGAUCUCGUCGGAGGCGAUUCUCUCUCCAGCACGCACUCAUCGCCAUAGCAACGUUCACAGUCGUCGGAUUAUUGAUCUUAACUUUAAGGUCCGUUGAUCCAUCAACUCAACUCCCAAUCACCACCGUUAAAAAAGUAGAUGAUGAUAAGCCAGCUGAUAUGAAUCUGCAAGCGGAUGCUAAACCACUGAAAACAUGCGCUACGGUUGAGGAGAUGGGUGAGGUGUUUAGUGGUGGGUUUGAAGAGGAAAGUUAUAGAGUGAGGAAAAUUAUUCAGAAUCACUUUGCUAUUAAUGGUGCUUCGAGAGUCCGAAUGCUUCCGCCAGAGGAGUUCUGCAGGCAUGGUUUUGUGUUGGGGAAAGCAUCAGAAGCAGGUUUUGGUAAUGAGAUGUACAAAAUCUUAACUGCGGGAGCACUGAGCGUGAUGUUGAACCGGUCGUUGAUAAUUGGGCAAACCAGGGGUAGAUAUCCUUUUGAGGAUUUCAUCUCUUACUCCAAUCUUUCCUUCACAUUGAAAGAAAUCAAGCACCUUUGGAGACAGAAUGGUUGUCUGACCAAAUAUGGGAGACAUCUCGUUACCAGAACUGAUGAUUUCCAGAAGCCAGCACGAACGAAUGUUCUGUGUAGCAAUUGGAGGGCUUGGGAACAACCUAUUAUCUGGUUCCAGAAUACGACAGAUGCUGUGGCUGCUCAAUUUUUCUUGAAGAAUGUACAUGAUGAGAUGAGGGUAGCUGCUUCUAAUUUAUUUGGGAAACCAGAUGACCUUCACCAUAGGCCUAACGUAUUUGGGGAGCUAAUGAGACUCCUCAUAGCUCCAUCCGAGAAUAUUCAACAUGCUGUGAACUGGGCAUUAGGAGGUGGUGCUGACCCUGAUAUUGCUCUACACAUGCGGAUGCUUAUGAAUAGGUCCAUUAGAGCAGUUCAAGCAGCUUUCUCUUGCAUCAGAAAAUCUGUGGAAAAUCUAAAGCUGACGUCCAAACCAAAAAUAGUUUUAGUUUCAGAUAAUCCUUCUCUGGUCAAAGAUAUUGCUCCAGACUUGAAUCAGUUUGCAGAAGUUCUUCACUUUGAUUUCAAACACUUCAAAGGAAAUAUGUCUGGCAACUCACAUUUUCAUACUCUAGAUUUUAGAACAAAGGAUUGGGGUACAGCGCCAAGAUGGGUGGCGUUUGUCGAUUUCUUUCUUGCUUCACGUGCAAAACAUGCAGUUGUCUCUGGGGCUCACCGGCGUGUUGGGACUACGUUUGCUCAGCUGGUUGCAGCGUUGGCUGCAGCUAACAGCCUCGAAGAUAGAUUAUCUGCUGGAUCAAAUUUCACCUUCCUCAGUAGCUUCCAGAGUAACUUGCUUGCAGCAGGUCUAAAGAAUCAGAUUGGUUGGGGGCACGUGUGGAACCGAUUUGCUGGUACGUUAAGCUGCUACAACCAAUCUAAGCAAUGUGCUCAUACUCCAAUUCUUCCGCCUGCAUGGUGGGAUGGACUUUGGCAGUCGCCUAUUCCACGGGAUGUGCACAGAAUGGAAGCAUAUGGCAUUCGCCUCUCUGGUUUUGGGACCUUUGAUGACAAUCAGCUACGUUCUUUCUGUAGUUCGAGGAAAAAACCUGUGAUUACUAUUCCAUUAAUUUAGAUAUGUUGCUAGCUACAUUCAUUGGGAGAUUUCUCCUCGUUAGGCUGAUUUUAUUUUGGCAUUCAGCUAUUGUUUCAAAUGGAUUCUGCGCUAAUUGAACUGAUGAUUUGUGGAAUGUAUGGUGAAUGCUCUGAUUUUAAAAACUGAGUUACUGAACUUAAACUACCAACAACAUGGGAAACUGUAGUUGGCGCGCACUA
Messenger RNA from Lycium ferocissimum, 1916 nucleotides. RefSeq lists its product as uncharacterized. Lineage: Eukaryota; Viridiplantae; Streptophyta; Magnoliopsida; Solanales; Solanaceae. The record is from RefSeq and is a predicted model, not a curated record. The coding region runs from base 82 to 1716 and encodes 544 amino acids. The transcript has 7 exons.